GGGUUGAUAUUUGUCGUUGACAGUAAUGAUAGAGAGCGUGUGACUGAAGCACGUGAGGAACUGAUGCGAAUGCUUGCAGAGGAUGAAUUGCGAGAUGCUGUUCUACUCGUCUUUGCCAACAAACAGCUGCAUUUCUUUUAUCUACCGGAGUUUGAGAGAGAACUCAAAGCAAUCAGGAAAAAAGAAUAGUUGCAUUGUACAACCACCAGGAUAACAGAAGGUGACCUAGGUGGAUUUUGGUCUAUUUUCAUCAAGAAAUUCCUAGGUCCCAGAGUAAUUUCGAGGCUACAAUGAGCCACGACUAUAUCACAUCAUUUGGAGUGCAUUUAAGAAGUUACUCUUAAAUUUUGAGUGUAACGCCAUCAGGAUCAAUUUGGAAAAUUCUACUCAGUAACUUGCCAGGGUAAACUGGAAGAUGGGACCUUGUUUGAUAAUUCCUUAAUCCGAGAUCCUCUGGUGGUAGAACUGGGCAAAAAACAGGUUAUUCCAGGUUUGGAACAGGGCCUCCUCAAUAUGUGUGUUGGAGAGAAGAGGAAGUUAACGGUUCCCUCUAACCUUGCAUAUGGGAAACGUGGGUUUCCACCCUCCAUCCCAGGAGACUCUGUAUUGUUGUUUGAGACGGAGUUGGUGACUUUAGUGAAAUCGACAUAUUGGAAGAAAAUGAUGGACAAUGUGAUCCCAAUCGCCUGCCUCCUGCUGGUCCCUGGACUUUUGUGUCUAAUAGGCUACUACCUCUACCUAAAAGCAAAUGUGCCAAAAACCUCCAAACGGAAACUCAAAGAGGAGAAAAAGAGCAAAGCAAAAAAUAAAUAAAUU
Molecule: messenger RNA, 816 nt
Organism: Carcharodon carcharias (great white shark)
Lineage: Eukaryota; Metazoa; Chordata; Chondrichthyes; Lamniformes; Lamnidae
Gene: fkbp11
Product: FKBP prolyl isomerase 11
Exons: 7
Coding region: 514-813 (99 amino acids)
Biological process (GO): protein peptidyl-prolyl isomerization
Molecular function (GO): peptidyl-prolyl cis-trans isomerase activity
Source: RefSeq, a predicted model, not a curated record